AUGUCUCAAUCAUUGCGUCCGUACCUUUUGGCUGUUAGAUCUUCAUUGACGGCAGCACUCGCGAUAUCGAACUUCGCUUCUCAAACCUCCGAAAGACACAAUGUCCCCGAAAUUGAAGCCGCAACUUCUCCGGAACUACUUCUCAACCCCCUUACAAUCUCCCGGAAUGAGAACGAGAGGGUCCUUAUCGAGCCCAGCGUGAACAGUGUCCGUGUCAGCAUCCGAAUCAAGCAGGCAGAUGAGAUCGAACAUAUCUUGGUCCACAAGUUCACUAGGUUCCUGACGCAGCGCGCGGAAUCCUUCUUCAUUCUACGGAGAAAGCCAGUGAAGGGAUAUGACAUUUCAUUCCUCAUUACGAACUUCCAUACUGAACAGAUGCUGAAACACAAAUUGGUGGACUUCAUCAUUCAAUUUAUGGAGGAAGUGGAUAAGGAAAUCUCGGAAAUGAAGCUCUUCUUGAAUGCUCGUGCUCGUUUCGUUGCUGAGUCGUUCUUGACACCGUUUGAUUAG
Aspergillus niger is the source of this 510-nucleotide messenger RNA. RefSeq lists its product as uncharacterized. The transcript is spliced from 6 exons. Bases 1 to 510 code for a protein of 169 amino acids. Gene Ontology annotation, cellular component: Arp2/3 protein complex; actin cytoskeleton. Lineage: Eukaryota; Fungi; Ascomycota; Eurotiomycetes; Eurotiales; Aspergillaceae. Gene Ontology annotation, biological process: actin filament polymerization; Arp2/3 complex-mediated actin nucleation. The record is from RefSeq and is a predicted model, not a curated record. Gene Ontology annotation, molecular function: actin filament binding.